Drosophila serrata is the source of this 2201-nucleotide messenger RNA. RefSeq names its product interactor of little elongation complex ELL subunit 2 (gene Ice2). Gene Ontology annotation, cellular component: transcription elongation factor complex. The record is from RefSeq and is a predicted model, not a curated record. NCBI's taxonomy places the organism in Eukaryota, Metazoa, Arthropoda, Insecta, Diptera, Drosophilidae.
UCGCGCUAUGGUCGCACUCUUACCACGCUCGAAAUCAAAACUAAAUACUUGACAGGAUUUCGAAUAUCUACGUAAAAAGCCUGCUGGAUCGACCCGAUAUGGAUCCAAGCUUGUACCAGGGAAAUAGCAUCUUCCGGAACCAGCCGUCGUAUAAAGUCUUUAACAAAUCCUUCGAGCAUGUGGAUGAUGCCCUUUACACUUUUCUGAAUGAAGUGGAUCCGGAGGUCCUGAGACUUGAACUCAAGGAACCGUCUGAUGUCUUUACAUCCUUUAAGCUCAGUACCGCACCAAAGGAUCCGCGCACCAAUGAAGUUCCACGGACCUGCGUUUGUGACUACACCACCAGUCGGGCGGAGCCCCGCUACAAUUUUCCAAAUCCUCUCGGACUCUUUUCGGAGUUAAAUCUGAUGCAGCAGGCCGCCUGUAUGCGAGUGCUACUGGCUUGGCAGAAGAGCGUAGAGGUCGCAGAGGAUGACUUCGUGGUGUGGCAUGCCACCGAGAAGAAGCGGUGCAACGAGCAGCAACGGGUACAGAAGCAGAUCCACGAUUAUGAGCACGCUCAAAGGGAGGUCCUAUAUGUGCCCAUGAAGCGCCUAGUAACGAUUUAUGGGCAGUUAUACGAGCUCAGCGUAAAUAAGCUGAUGAAAAUGUACGCCAACGAGUCGUAUGUGACCUUCUCAGGGCUGCCUCAGCUCUCCCAAUGCAAGAGCCUCAAUUCUCAGACCGUCAGCAUAGAGGAGGUAGAAUUAGAGAGAGUUGCAGGGCGCAUCAGGAUCUGGCCAGGGCUGGAACUUCGCAAUGAUUCGGCCAUGCGAAAUCUGAAUGUGCGCUUGAAUCGAUACUCUGGAAAGCAGUUCAAAGAUUCACCUACUCUGCUAAGAGACGAAGAGAAAAAUCAGGAGUCGCAAGGUGCUAAUGUUGUCGUCUUGCCUUUGGACUCACUUCUGAUGCUCCUAACCUCAGGGUCAUAUGUAGAUGUGCCUGCCGAGAUGUUCGUCGAUAUAGGGGAAUCCUCCAGUGCGGGACACAAAUGCAUAGAAUUUCAUACUCCGUUUCCUGCGCGGAACUGCGGUUGGCAUACAAAUAAUUUGGUCCUGACGCAGGCCUAUGAAGCCUACAUGUCACAGCCUGGACAAGCCAAGUGGUUGAACUCUGAACCGAAUGGAGCUACAAGAGAGGUUUCAGAUCUUAUUAACAGUGAGGUUUCAGCUUCCUCGAGCAAUCUUCAAAUGAACUACAAGCCGCUCCUGAUAGACGAGUUUUCUUCAGACAUCGAAGAUACCUCGUCUAAUACAGCACUGGUUAGUUGGUGCCUGAGGUGCAAGGGAAACAACGGUGAGGAGAUCCGAGAAUUCCAAGUAUUUACCACCCUUUCCAUAGCAGCAAUGAUAGUCACCCAGGGGAAGCACCAACCACUUGGUUGCCACCUCAUCAAGAUGGAGAAUAAACCAGACUGCGGAUGCGAAAUUAUGUCGAAAUACGAACUGAUAUCGGCUUGGCUGCAGCUGAAGCUUCUGCAGGCAGAGAUGGGCCACUGCACCCGCAUUUCGCUCCGAGACUUUGAGCCAAUGCUGGAGGAGAAACUCACUCUGCUCACAGUGGAGCAGCUGCUGCACGACUAUUACAAUACGAGUAUGCCACAGUUACUGUCCAAUCUCUACGAAUUCCUCCAGUUACUGGGCACUGUGCCUGCCGGUAAAUUUCUCCUGCGAUACUCUCCCAAAUACAAGGAUAAGUUCUUGCUAUGUCAAGCCACAAAGGAGGCGACAGCUCAGAGCUUUCUAUUGCACCAACUGUUAACCGAGUCGUCACCCACCGAUCUGAACUUCCUUACCCAGAGCAGCUACCUACCGAUCUCGACCACCCUGUGCGGUCGUCUACACGAAGAACUCCAUUUGCUGCCCUGCGCCUUCCCAGCGAAGGCGGAUGGCAAGGCUGUAAAGCGACGUGGGACGGCCUUGCCCAGCCCAGAACCCACAAAGCGGGUUCGACCCAGGAGACAGCCAGUCCAUAAGGGGAGAACGCCCGCUCAACGCGAAGAUUUUCGUCGCAUUUGUAAGGCCGCACAGAAAAGAAGAGCCAGAGGUCGAAAAUUAGCAGCUGCCAAAGAAGAGAAGGUGCAGCUGGACAAGUUUAUGAGCCUAUAAGUAUGGGCAGCAUUUUAGAUUCGUAACGCCCCCGAGUACAAAUAGGUUAAAAUA